This is a messenger RNA of Musa acuminata AAA Group (dessert banana), 1311 nucleotides long. RefSeq names its product ATP-dependent Clp protease proteolytic subunit-related protein 4, chloroplastic. Gene Ontology annotation, cellular component: endopeptidase Clp complex. NCBI's taxonomy places the organism in Eukaryota, Viridiplantae, Streptophyta, Magnoliopsida, Zingiberales, Musaceae. Gene Ontology annotation, molecular function: ATPase binding; serine-type endopeptidase activity; ATP-dependent peptidase activity. The record is from RefSeq and is a predicted model, not a curated record. Gene Ontology annotation, biological process: protein quality control for misfolded or incompletely synthesized proteins. Bases 24 to 968 code for a protein of 314 amino acids. The transcript is spliced from 7 exons.
AGGGAGAGAGCAAGAUAGGGGCCAUGGAAGUCGCCUUGUCCUCGCAACGAUUGGUCUCCGCCGACUCUCCCCAAAUGCUCUCCAUCUCUCCCAGAUCGCAGGGCAGCGGCAGGUGGGCACCGAAGAGAGCGGCUUUCGGCCGGCCCCCGGUGGCCUCCUCCUCGAGGUCUUGUUCCCUCGGCAGCAGCCUCGUUUCCUCCCCUUUUGUCUGCGGUAGCGUUCACGGCGACUUCAAUGGGCUUAAGAUUAGGGUUCCGUCGCUGAAGCUGCCGGUCGUAUCCACUGGCCGCCGACCCACAAGGGGUGUCGUUACCAUGGUUAUUCCUUUCUUGAGAGGAAAUGCUUGGGAGCAACCACCUCCUGAUCUCGCUUCUUACUUGUACAAAAAUCGAAUUGUAUAUUUGGGCAUGUCUCUUGUUCCAUCAGUGACAGAGUUGAUGAUGGCAGAAUUUCUUUACCUUCAAUAUGAAGACGUAGAAAAGCCCAUUUACCUAUACAUAAAUUCCACUGGAACAACAAAGGGUGGGGAGAAAUUGGGCUAUGAGACAGAGGCUUUUGCAAUUUACGAUGUCAUGAGUUAUGUCAAACCGCCAAUCUUCACACUGUGUGUUGGCAAUGCUUGGGGAGAAGCUGCACUACUCUUGGCUGCUGGUUCUAAAGGAAACCGUGCUGCUCUACCGUCAUCAACAAUAAUGAUAAAGCAGCCUAUUGCAAGAUUUCAAGGUCAAGCUACAGAUGUUGAACUUGCAAGAAAAGAAAUAAGAAAUGUGAAGGCUGAAUUGGUUGGCUUAUACUCGAAGCAUAUAGGAAAAUCUCGUGAGCAAAUCGAGGAAGAUAUCAGACGUCCGAAAUAUUUCAGUCCUAGUGAAGCAGUUGAAUAUGGUAUCAUUGAUAAGGUAUUGUACAAUGAAAGAGGACGCGAAGAUCGGAGUGUUGUUUCAGAUCUUAAAAAAGCUCAACUUAUAUAGACUGCUGAAUCUAAGACUUGCGACAAAGAAUUUUAAGAAUGUAUUAUGUGAUUAUAUUACAGAUGCAAGCUGCAUUUUGGUCAGUCUUCGAAGAGCAGUCUUUUUCAAACAUUAGUGUAGUUUCUGCCCAAAUUGGUUGAAGUUCCUUUUUAAUCGUGUGGUGAUUUCAUAGUUUAAUGUCGGUACAAGUCCGAUGUGGUGGUGGUGGCAAUCAGCAGCAAUCGGAGAGCAAGUAAUGGUUCUCACAUGUGCCCCUCGUUUGAUCAGCAGGAACAACGGCCUCAUCCUUUCAUUUUUGUUGAUUUUUAGGCCUCAAUGAGUAAUAAUUUUUGUUUUUGCUCUA